Messenger RNA from Cygnus olor (mute swan), 6922 nucleotides. RefSeq names its product KIAA1328 ortholog. The record is from RefSeq and is a predicted model, not a curated record. Bases 1831 to 3726 code for a protein of 631 amino acids. The transcript is spliced from 12 exons. NCBI's taxonomy places the organism in Eukaryota, Metazoa, Chordata, Aves, Anseriformes, Anatidae.
UUAGUGUUAGGUCAGAGGUUGGACUGGGUGAUCUUGGAGGUCUCUUCCAACCUAGAUGAUUCUGUGAUUCUGUUACGGGAGCCCGGCUGGGCUGGGCGUGUCGGUACAGUGGUUGUGGUGCUGGGGGUUUGGUGUGUAAAUGCCCGGCUAGUGAGAUGAGCUUACACGGUGCGGAGAACCCAAAGGAGGUGAUAUCGAUGUUUCAGCUCACACAGCUGAGGCAGAGGCUCAGCUAACUGAGAAGAUGUGAGGGUGGAACUGUGGAGGCCUGGCCUGGCGGAAAUGUAGGAGCUGACAAUUUAGGUAUGAGGGACUUGAGGCAUUGCUGUUUUUGGCACUGGGAGUGGGAUUCCAGCAUCAGCUAGAAAUGAUUCAAAAGGAAGGUAUGUGUGCAUGCUCCUGUGUUUAUGACGGAUUGCACACCCACCCCAAAACAGGGCACAGAUGGAAUGGGCCCACCUGCCCUGGGCUGUUUAGGGGCAUGUUGUUGUAAAUCUUGGAAGACUUCCCAUUUAUGGUUUUUAAACAACAACAAAAAGCCAGCAACUUUCUCUGCCCUGUGAUAGGGUGAAGGUUGGUAGUCACAUACCAGAUUUGUUUCUGCAGCACCGUUACUCUGACUCGGUUACUGUGACCGUACUUGUUUACUUUUAUCAGUAAACUCCCGGGGUGACCGGGUGUCUCCAUCACCAAAUAAGGUCUCUUGAGCCCAGCGGUGGAGCAGUGCCCUCAUGCAUCAAGAUGUUGCAAGGGGCGAGGAUCUUUCUGACAACCAUUUCUAUUUUGCGUGUUUCUGCGAGGAGGUAGUGUUGCCUCUAAUCUUGGCAAAGUUUAAAUACCCUGAAAUACAUCGCAAGAACAAAUGAUAGUUGAUGUUUUUAAAGGAGAGAGAGGGUUGGGUUUGGGGUGAAUUGAUGAUACUUGUUUAAUAGCUCUGGAAAACUGAACUCCUCUCUGUAAUUGCCAAGCAGUUACAGCAUAGUGAGGCAGACUGCAGUGUGCUGUGCUGUUGUGUGUCUCUAGCUUGCUGUGGGGGGACCGUGAGCAUCAUAAGAUGAUCACUUUCUGCAAUGCCCGCGGUAACUGCUGUAGCCUUGAACAUUAGCAGUAGCGUUAGUAGGUUUAUAACGCGUACUGUCAGCCCAUUAGGAGUCUUGAGAGGCGUGUGGCAGUGAGUUAACGUUAAAUGGCUGAUGCUGGUGAUGUCCCCAGUCUCACUCUGAGACAGGGAUGUUGGACCUCUUUAUGAAUCAGCUCCUGAGUCACUGCAGUCUUCAGCCCAGCUGAUUAAGGUGGUCUGAUCUCACUUGGGUUUGUCCUAAUACACUAGGCAGCAAACCUUCACGGGAGGAUGGUCCUGAUAGCAUAGGGGAGAAACAGCAUCAGCUUUGUGUAAUCCCACUACUAGGCAUCUGUCCACAGCAGCGCCAAUGAACGAGGCAAACUUCAAAAGCCAAAUGUUGUUUAGGCAAAUCUGUUUUAUUUCCUACAGCCAUGUGUUGAUGCAGAUUAACCAUAUGCCAGCCGAGAAAGCAAUUGCCUAUGCUGAGGUUCGUUGUUUCUGGUAGCAGUAUGAGUCAAAGAUCUUUUCGGGAUCCUGCAGACUGCUGUCAUAGCUUUACUGAUGCAGCUGUUUGCGCUGGGCUGUGAUCCAGAUUGGGACUUGAUCUACCUUGGUGCUUUCUGGGAAGAGGGGGCACGAUGCUUUACUUUCAGAACUGACUCAAUUUCUUCACCUGGUUUGUGGCAUGACCCCAGAUUUUGUUGUGACAGCUAGAGACAGCAGGCUGCAGCUUACACCUACUUGCAGUUUCUGAUGAAGAAUGGCCAAUGGUGUAUGUUUCAGGAGUGUCUACAAAAGGAAAUUUAAGAACAAGGUAUUUGCCAGAGAGUCAAAAAAGUGAAGCUGAGCCAAAGGUGCCUGUAGCUGUUGCUUCUGUUUCCAUGGAUCCUGUUAGAAGCACAGGAGAUCUGACAGGGCAGCAGGUCACUAAUGAAGGAGGAAUGAAGAGUGCUUCUUUAAAGGAUUUAUGUCCUGAGGACAAGAGACGCAUUGCAAACUUAAUUAAAGAACUUGCCAGGGUAAGUGAAGAAAAGGAGGUAACAGAAGAACGGCUGAAAGCUGAACAGGAGUCAUUUGAGAAGAAGAUCAGACAGCUAGAGGAACAGAAUGAACUUAUCAUCAAGGAAAGGGAAGCUCUGCAGCAACAGUACAGAGAAUGCCAGGAACUUUUGAGCCUUUAUCAGAAGUACCUAGCUGAGCAACAGGAAAAACUAACGCUCUCCCUCUCUCAACUCAGUGCUGCCAAGGAAAAGGAGCAGAAGGUUCAUUGUGCUUUGCAGAUGAAGAUGAAUUAUGCAGCCUGCACUGGAGAAGGAAUGACAGAGGGGAGAAACGUAGCCAGAUCACCUGGACUAAUCCAGAACAUCCUAGAGGUGUCCAGUAAGAAGGCCUCAUGCCAACAGCCACCUUUGGAACUAGAUGGUUCGUACUUAGCCAUUAGGGGACCACAAACUUUUUAUAAAAACAGCAGAGCACCAAAGGCUGGAAGCCCAAGCCGUGUAGUGUUGUCUCAGCCCUGCAGGAAUAAUCACGAUUGUGGGACUGAAAUCCAUUACAACCGUCAGGAAUGUCUGAAGGAAUAUUCAGUGGAAAAUGGCUUGCACAGAAAGUGUAACAAUAUGAUUUCCUCAGUCAAGCAGAAAAGCCCUCACCGUGUAAAACCAGCUCAGGAGAUGGACCAGAAAUCAAAUGAAUUUCAGAGCACAUGCCCUCCACAAAUGAGUUUUGGUUGUGCCUGCAGGCAUGUAGGGAGCUCAGGUAGUGUGCAAGACAGCCACCAUGUCAGCGAGGUUCCUAAGAGACAUUCUGGACCUGUUCACAAAACCUGUGAUUAUUCCAGGCUCUCUCGAGUUUCUGGGCUGAAUGACAGCGUGGAUCCAGGGUCUAAAGAAACAGAACAAGCUAAAAGGUUGUCUGAAGAAAGAAGGCAGCAGCUGCUACUGCAGAAAAUGGAGCUGGAAAUUGAAAAGGAACGUCUCCAACAUUUGUUGGCUAAACAAGAAGCAAAACUGCUCCUAAAACAACAGCAGUUACACCAAUCCCGUAUGGAUUAUAACAGGUUUAGAGGCCACGUACCUGGUUUGGGAGAUGUGCCCAUUGAUGAAGCACCUGGAGAACUUGCUCCGAUGAUGAACGGCAACAGCAUGGGACUAAGUGUGCCAGUAUCGAAACGUGAAGAUUAUUAUCCCAGGAUACCACCGGUGAGCAAAGCCUCCAGAACAUCACGGAGCAGUGGUGGGAGCAGUUCAGGGAAGAAAAUGGCUGGUUUUGGUGCACAUGUGGAAGAUGGGCGAGCCCUUCUGAUGAAAACCAAGAGGGAAGGCAGCAAGUCAAGGAAAGGGACAACUUCAGGACCCAGGAGGGAUGCAGCCACGUCUCCUGGCCUGAUAGGCAGAGGCAAAGAGCUUGUAACCACAGCCCCAUCACCAAUCGAGCAUAACACUUCACGGUAUGAAACCUCUCUUCUGGACCUGGUUGAAGCUAUGAGUCCCAUAUCUGCCCCAGGACACCUCUACAGAGAAUUAUAUGAUGGGAACAACAUGCACACACCUCGUCAUAUGAGCCGCAGGCCAUCGUCUUGGUACCAGAACCCUCGCAGUUCCAGAAGCAGAGCAGAUGAGAUAGAGGAGAGCCGGCUGCUCGAGGAGAUUUUCUUCAUUUGACACUGCUCUUUAUUCUACAGCCCUUCUGUAGAAUUUUUAGGAACUUUUUAUUUCUGAUUUGCUUGUGUUAAAGUACCAUUUUAAAUUAUUUGAGUGACAACUGAUUGUCUUCCCUCUUCUAAUAGUUAAUUAGCAUCCAGUUUCAUUUUGGAUUUAGUAAUCAUGGUGCAAGAAUGUUUGUGGGAUAGACCAAUCAGAAAGCGUUAACUUUUUUUCUAAACCUUUCAUGUGCCAAGUAAUCAUUCUAAAGCAGAUUUUUUUUUCAUCUACAACAUUUUCUAAUAGAUUGAAGUCACAGUUUUGCCAGUCUCAUAUCAGAAGUAUAUUUCAUUAUUGAUUUUUAGCUCUAAAGCAGUUUGCAAGAACUGCCUAACAUUCAAGAGCCAUAACGUUCAAAGUAGAUUAUUUUCUAAUUAAACAAGUCUGUUUAAAACCUGGCAUAUUAUAAAGGUACAAGCACUUUACUACUUUUUUCAGUGAUUUUAUGAUCUACCUUUUCCUUCAGCAUUCUGAUGUUUAACAUGCUGGGUUUUUAGGGGAUAAUAUCAUAAGCUCAACUUUACAGUGUCUAAUAACAUUAAUAGAUGAUGUUGCAGAUUGAUGUACUAGGCAUCCAUGUGAAAUAUAUUCCUCUUUAAAUCAGUGCUAUUUGACAUAGUUUAUGCGCUGGGAGACCUAACCCUGAAAUAGCAGAACACAGUCAGACAUUGUAGUGGUCCAAAACCUAUGUGAUGUACUUUUCAAGAUGAAAUAUAUAGUUGUGGUAAUAUAAGAACAGUCUUAAGACAUUUUCACUAACUUGCACUAUUUUGAUCUGGUAUCCAGGCUCCAUAGUAAAUAAGACAAAUCAGUAAUUAUUUCCACCAGCGGCUCGCAAUGCACAUUUCCCUGCCGGCUUUAAUUAUUCAUGCUGUAUCUAUUUCAGUUUAUUUAAAUGCACUUCCAUCUACUGCAUGUACUUGGUUAUUUAAAGAAAUGUGCAGAAUUGGUAAAAAUGACUGCAGAUUACAGGAUUAAUGGUCAUUUUCUCCACAAUGCGGUGUUCAUAUUUUAUUGUAACAGUAGCCACCGGCAUGUGUUCCUAGAAAUAUGAGGCUAAAAUACUCAUUUUGCACAGUAAAAUUGCAGCGAGGGAAAGGUAGAAUUGAGCCAGUACGGGCAAGUUCUAGGCCAUUUGCUCCCAAACACCAAUUGGUGGGCCAGUGCAGCUUUUUGCUGGUCUCUUUAGGCAACCCUGCUUAUCUUAAUGGCAGCAAGUUGCUGGUCUGAUCCUUGGGGUAUCGCUGCUGCCUGCCUCCAGCACGCUUGCUCUUGUGCAAGGCUUGGUACUCCUGUGCUCUGCAAGGAGCUGGCAAGACUGCAAUGAGGCACGCCAUGCCUCCUCGGGGAGAGCAAGCAUGAUGCAGAAUAUCCAGCAUGCCCCCCUGGCAGCACCCUGCUUUUAGAGCAGAAAUAAAAGGAGGAUGAAGGGGGAGGUAAACCUUAAGUUAUUCUGAGCUGUUUCGUUCAGGCUCGGUCUUAACCACAAAUUAGGUGGUACCUUUUCCAUGUGUCCCAGCUGAAUUUUCAAAGGUGCUUGGAGGAGUUCACAGGAGGGAAGCGACAUUACUGUCCCAAAAAAUGACUGCUGUGGAAAGGCCUUGCUUGGUCUGUCCUGCUGCCAGUGAAGCAUCAUAGUUCUUUCCAGUGUGUCCAUCUGCUGUUGAGUGUCCCUCGUGUUCUGCUCCCUGACCCUGUGAAGGCACAGGUUUCUGGUUAAAGCCCCAAACACAUGACAGGUGCCCUGACCCAAGUGUAGCAGUUGGGGCAAUAGGUUUUCUCACUCAGCAUGUUUCUGCUGGCCAAGUAGUCUGCUUCUUUAGGAAGACAGGGAAAGGGUGGGGAAGGAAGAGAAAAAUGUACAAGGAGCAGCAGGAAAACCAUGGAAAACCAUAAAAGUGAUGACUGGCACAUAGAUCUUAAAGUUUUGGGUUGAUUUUUUGUGAGUUGGUUUUGUUUUUGUUUUUUGUUUUGCAUUUUUGGCAUUUGUAAAAAACAGUUCUCUGAUUUCAGCCUGAUUGCUUCUCUUCUCUUUUCCAGUUUGACUGAAACUUUAAUUGCCCUUUCUAAUAAGUGCUAACUGACCUUUUGAAACAGCAAAAAAUAGAAGUAUAUCUCCUGAAAGGUGCCUUUGUGUAUCCAGUCAAGAACACUGCAUGGGAGCAUUAUGUUCUUUGGUUCCUCGUGGGUGUCAAUAUUUAACUGCUUUAGGAUUCCUUAUGAUCCAUUUUGUCCAUUAACAAUUCUAAUUCUGAUGGUGACUUUUGACUUGAAUCUAUAUUUUGGUAGUAGCUCUUUUUAAAAAGACGCUGUCAGGGUUGUGGGCUCUGUGCUCAAGGUGCUGUCGAUCAGUCAGAGCUACACGGGAGGCAUACCUUUAUGUAGCCAAGAAUUCUACAAUUAAGAUAGUUGAAAUAUCUGAUGGAUGAAGAUCUGCAUGUUUUAACUAUCUGUGAGAUGUGAACCGAGAAGCAAAAGCUAUUAAUUUGGCAGACCCUUUGAAAAAUCAUUUUUUAUAAUGCUGGCUCUUGCUCUAGUUAUCAGCAGUACAUUAGGAAUAGUGUUUAGCAGUCAGUGCAAGCGAAGAUAUUUUGCCAUGAGGCACUACAAAGUUGAAGUUAUUAAAACAUUUAUAGCCUUAGAAAAAAAAUCAAUGAUUGUCAAAUAGGAAAGGACAAAAUCAGUAGUUGGGACUGGGAGGGGAAUUGUUUUCCAUCUGCUAAAACAGUAGAGGAAAUGCAAAAAUUAAACCAGCAAAAGCAAUCACUUGACAGUGUCCUUUUAAGUUUAAGCUCCUAUAUUAGGAAGCUGCCGCUGGGGAGUUAGUCCAGCCACAGAUUGUUUGUCCAGAGCGUUCCCAGUUAAUACGCUUCAGCUACACAUUGGGCUGUAUUUUACAAGAGGCUUCGUGGAGUGACAUGACUCCUGCUAAGGCUGCUACCCAUACCUUCACUUUGUGUUCUUCCCGAGUGGCUCGUACACAUGCGCUGGCCAUGUUUGUGUAGUCGUUGCUUUUGUGCACCUUGCACGCGGUGGACCUGUAGCAAUCACAUCCUUUCCACUUGUAGCCUCUCCAGUCUCACUGUUGAGUACCAUCUUGAACAUAUAUUUAUAUAUGUAUGUGAGGUCUUAAUCUAAUAAAUUAUCUGGGGGUUUC